Molecule: messenger RNA, 2755 nt
Organism: Prunus avium (sweet cherry)
Lineage: Eukaryota; Viridiplantae; Streptophyta; Magnoliopsida; Rosales; Rosaceae
Source: RefSeq, a predicted model, not a curated record
UUUGGAAAGUGACACUGCAUGGCUCCUUUAUUUUAUUAGUUUCUCAGCUGCCACGGCAGUAAAUUCAGAAUCUUUCCCUGCACUUUCUCAGCAACCAAACAGAGUCUUGAGUUUACCAGCCUUAAUUCUAUUAGUUUCUACUGUCCACUAGCUCAUUAUUAUGUUUCUGCUGCUGGCACAAGUAGCCUCCUUUUAGGCCUCUUUUAUUGGAGUCUCUCAUCAUCACAGUUUUCUAGAGUUCAUAGUGGUUCUGUGAUCAGUUGGGUUGAGAACUUGAAGCUAUGGACUCUGCUGCUUCUCAUGACCUAGAGAAGCCACUCAUUGUCGAUGAUUUGCCGGUUCUGAAAAUAAAGAGUCAUACAAGAGAUGUUCAUAUUCUCAGCUGUGCCUUCUUGUUGAUCUUUCUUGCUUUUGGUGCAACUCAAAACCUUGAGAGCACUCUCAUCACUGAAAAGAACUUGGGUACCACUUCGCUUGGAAUUUUGUAUCUAUCUUUCGCAUUUUUCUCUUUGGUGGCAUCCUCAGUGGUUCGAGCACUGGGUUCAAAGAACUCUUUGAUCCUUGGCACCACUGGCUACUGGUUGUUCAUAGCUGCACAUUUAAAACCAACUUGGUAUAUAAUGGUUCCAGUUUCUCUGUACCUUGGAUUUGCCUCUGCAAUAAUAUGGGUUGAGCAGGGGACAUAUCUAACUGCUGCGGCACGCAGUCAUGCCAGAGAUAAUGGCUUGCAUGAAGGAACAAUUAUUGGCAACUUCAAUGGAGAAUUUUGGGGAAUGUUUGCAUGUCGCCAGUUUGUUGGAAAUCUUUUACCACUCAUCUUGCUAAGAGGUGGAACGGAGGGAAAUCCAAGUGAUACGACGCUAUUGUUCACUGUGUUUCUCUGCAGUAUGACCUUAGGUACCAUACUGAUGUGCUUCUUAAAUAAAAGGGAUGAUGAAGAAGAGAAGGACCCCCAUAAUGCUGAAUCUCUCAGCUUAUAUGCUUCUCUGUCAUCUUUGUCAAAGUCAAUUGUCGCUCCCUUGUUUGAUGUACGGAUGCUAUUGAUCAUCCCCCUUAUGGCCUAUACAGGAUUACAACAAGCAUUCGUAUGGGCUGAAUUCACCAAGUAUAUCGUUAGUCCAAUGCUCGGUGUGUCUGGUGUGGGUGGUGCAAUGGCAGUUUAUGGGGCUUUUGAUGCAGCAUGUUCACUCACUGCCGGCCGCCUUACCUCCGGUCUCAAGUCCAUCACUCUUAUCGUUUCUGGCGGAGCUUUUGUUCAGGCUGUCAUAUUCCUCUGGCUUCUUCUAUGUUACAGCCCAUCAAGUGGAAUACUUGGAACCUUAAACCUUCUCAUAAUGGCAGCUCUAUUAGGGAUUGGUGAUGGAGUUUUCAACACACAGCUCAGUGCUCUGAUUGGAAUAUUCUUCAAGGACGAUACGGAAGGAGCAUUUGCACAGCUCAAGGUGUGGCAGUGUAGUGCUGUUGCACUCAUCUUCUUCAUCAGUCCAUACAUCUCAUUGCAAGCAAUGCUGGUGCUUAUGCUGUCUGCAAUCUGCCUCUCGUACGCCGCCUUCGUUUACCUAUCCCAGCAAGGAGAGAAAGCACUCUCACUUCAAGUUCAGGUUCAAGUUCAGGCUCAGGUUCAUGAUGUGUGCACAUGAAUGAAAACAUCUUUAAAGAGAAUUGUGUCAUAGGCAUAGCAAUACAAGUUUUUAUAUUUUUUUUAUGUUGGUGCUGUCUCUAAAUACCAUCCCCUCUGUUGUUUCUAAAACUAAUGGAAAUGACCAUUAUACCAUCACAAACACACCACCAUACUGUCGACAAGCACUCAGAAGUCGGUUCAAGUCCACUUCAAGAGGAUGGACUUCUAAAUUUCCAAUUUUUGUUUUCUUUUGUUCUUUUGUUCUUUUGUUUCCACCUAUAAGAUCUAUUUUUGAACUGAUUCUCUUUCAAGUCUAUUGGGAGACAAAUAAAAUUGAACUCUCUGGUGCAAGAGUUUUUUUCUUUUUUCUUUUUCAGGACUACUAUUGUGUUUGUUAUUUAUGGUAUAUUUGUUUUCUAUUUCAGUAGCGUGUCAACAUUGGAAAUAGAUAUACUACUAGACCGAGAACUAGUUUACAUAAGUAUCUUUUUCGACCCAUCUACGAUUAUGCAUAAAGAAGGCUAAAUUACAUUUUUAGCCUAUGUAGAGUAGCCCAAUUUUCACUUAAAAGUCCCUAUAAUUGUCUCUCUCGAAAGAAAAAAAAGAAGUCGUCCGUAUAAAGCUAUUUCUCAUCAAAGCAAAAUCAAAAGCUACUGUCCACCAUGAAGUUGACGGAGUGUCGACAUGGGGAUAUGUAAAAUACCCAAAAAGUCGACAUGGGGCUAAAACUGUAAUAAAUAAAUUAAAAAAACCUGCAAUUAUGUGUUGGCGGCAACAAUAACGAAUUGAUUAGCAAAACGUCCGUCCGGCGUUUGUCGUUGUCUUCCUCUUCUUCUCCAGCAACUGUUUGUCGUUUCCUGAGAUUUCUUCGGUGGAUACAAAGGCAUUUCUUUACCGCUUGAUUCCAGACCAUCCCAACCGACAACAACGAAAAUUCAGAGAAUCAUUUCAACUAUCUUUUCAUUUUCACUACAUUCUCUCAGCAACCAAACAGUGCUCAGAGUUUAUGAACUCAAAAUUGAACCCAAAUUGAAAGUCAAUCUCUUUCUUUGUCAACUACCUCUCGAUUUUCUUCGCCGGCAGUGACCUCUCCUCUUGGCCUCACUCGAUUGGAAUUUGGACUCUCUCGCACAU